CACUCCGGCGCUCCAUGCCUCCUGCCCCCCUGCCCCCCGCCGCCGCCGCCGCCGCCGCCACGAACUCCGGACGCGCGCCCGCCGCACGCCCCAGCACCCGGCGGCAGCGCCACCGCCUCAUGCGCUAGUGCCCGCAGCAGAGGCGCCUCCUGACCGCCGGUUCUUGGCAGGCGGGCGGGGGAGCUGCGUUGGCGAUGGCGCCGGCCCGGAAGAAACGCGGGUCGUCGUCGGCGGCCGCGGCCGCCGCCGCCGCCGCGCAGUGGAAGGUCGGCGACCUCGUGCUCGCCAAGCUCAAGGGCUACCCGGCGUGGCCGGCCAUGAUAAGCGAGCCAGAGAAAUGGGGACUAUCUGCAACGAAAAAGAAGCUGCUGGUCUACUUUUAUGGAACUAAAGAGAUUGCUUUCUGCAAUUAUGCUGACCUUGAGGCAUUCACUGAAGAGAAAAAGAAAUCUUUACUACUUAAGCGACAUGGCAAAGGAACAGAUUUUGGCCGGGCAGUUAAGGAAAUAAUAGAAAUUUAUGAUUCUAUGAAGGAAGAGGACAAUAACACAACUGGUUUGACUCCUGCCAAUAACAGCAACAGUUUGGACACUGCAGGUCCUGAAGAAGGUUCUGAGUUGGCCAAUGACAACAGGUUGGAGGGUAAUCCCGCCUCUUCCAUGGAUCACAGCAUGACCAGUACCCCUGGGUCUAAUAUUGCUGCAUUGGAGAGUGAGCACUGUGUUGUGAACUCUGCACCCGAUGGGCCUGCUAGUUCAUAUUCAAAGAAGAGGCAAAAUAAUGCUCAGCAACAAGAUUCUUGCGCUCAUGAUAAUAUUGCAUCACCUCAGAGGCUGAGAAGUUCAUUAGGUGCUGAUCUUCGGACUCGGGAUUCUUAUGGGCUGAAUGAUCCCAAUCUGCCUUCUGUCAGUAUGAUCUCUGAUGAUAAGCUGGAAGAUUCUUCUCGGCAUAAAUACAUAGGUGACGAGAGACCUAACUUGAAUUUCCUUUCAGCUGCGAAGGAUGUUAUACUGUACCAUUCCAGUGGUGGCUCCUCAAGUCAAUCUGGAGCCUUAGAGAACUGUAAUGACGAGAGAAAUUCGAGUUCAGCUGCCAUAGCAGGAGAUACCCUUAGUGUUGAAGUAUCUCAGACUAGAGUCCUGAAUAAAGAAGAUAAACUGAAUGGAACACAUGAUCUUUCCAUGAGCACACCAGUUACUUUUAAAAGAAAACGAAAGCCAGGCAUGGAUGUUAAUAAUUCGAUCACUAGUGUGGUACCAAGUAUGGAUGAGGACUUGCAGCUUAAGUCAAGUGGAAACCUAGCAGAUUCUCCAAAUUCAGGGAAUGAAGUUAACAAGUCAGAUGGAGAUGAUCACUUGCCAUUGGUCAAAAGGGCAAGGGUCCGGGGAAGACCCCUGCUAGAGGACUCCACAUCCACAGUUGAUGAGCCAGAUAUUUCUGAUAACAAAACAGAACUGCCUGCACGUGCAAAUCAAUAUAAUAAACAUGAUCUGCCUUCAGUAGGGCUAAAGGAUCAUGCAGCUGACAAGGUGCCCCCUGGUAUGGAUCCUUCAUCCAAAGCAGACCUGUCUCUGGCAUCAGGGGAAGUUCAGACUGCUUGUAAGAACAAAGAAUACCAAUCAAAGGUUUUGACAAUGGAUGGAGAAGCUGCUUUGCCUCCAUCUAAACGCCUUCAUCGUGCCUUAGAGGCUAUGUCUGCUAAUGCAGCUGAAACUACUAGUAAUCUGAUUGAAGUGAAUAAGUCACAGGAACUUGUUCUGAAACAUUGCACAAGUGCAAUAGCAAGCCCUCCUUCUAAUAACUCUGCAGAUGCAGUUGUCAAAAGUCCAAGAUCUGCAAGAACUAAAAGCCUGGAAAUUACUUCGAGUGCACUUCCCCCAACUGGCCAAGAGCAUAUCUUACGACCAGUCAUAUUAAACAAGGACUCCACCUCUACUAUUUCUUUGGAAUUGAAAUAUGGUGGGAGCCACGAUCCACCAGAAGAAGUUCAAACUGGGGUUGAUGACGUCUGUGGAAAAGCUCCAACUUGUUUCAUAGAGUCGAAAGAGGCCCCCCUUGUAUUAUCUAUAUCUAUGCUUGACCAAUCGCUUUUGGGGGAAGCUAGUGGAAGUGAGCCCAUAAAACCAAUUGACAACUGUGGUCAUAGUUCUAGCAAAAAUGUUGAUGGAUCUGCUGAUCUAGUUAGCGUAGCAAGGGCUGUUGUGCCAUGCGCUAACGACAAUUGCAAUUCCGUUCCACAUAAUAAGACAGUUUCAGCUGAAACAACAGUAAGUGUGGGUGAUAAAACAAGUGCCUCUUCUUUGGUUACUAAAGCUUCAUGCAUUCAAUCUGAUGCAGGCGCCCGAACAUUUGAACCGCAUGGCUCUUCAACAACUGCACUGAAAGGACCUGACCACAGAAUAAACCUAAACCCAAAGGAUAUGGGUUUGUCUCCAGACUCGAUGCCUAUGAAAGAACUUAUUGCUGCUGCACAUGCUCGGAGAUUUUCUCAGCCUACUUCUUUCAUAGACAGCUUUUUAGAUUCCAAUGUUAUUAAUGAACCUUUGGUGAAUACACCUUCAGUUAAGGAAGGAUCUGGUGGGCUAUGUUCACCUUCAAAUAAUACAAGGUCUGCAUCAGAUAGGAUUCAUAAUCAACAGAAUAGUGGUAAGAUUCUUUUCGAUAAUAUGCAACAGAAGAGCUUGAACAAAUUAGCAGGUCAUGAUGAAGCCAGGUCAGCACGUAGGGCCUUUGAAACUUUCCUUGGCACAUUAACAAGAACAAAAGAAUGCAUAGCCCGUGCAACACGUCUUGCUCUGGACUGUGCUAAGCAUGGCAUUGCUGGGGAGGUAAUGGAUGUCAUCAUUGAACGCCUGGAAAGAGAAUCAAAUUUGUACAAAAGGGUGGACCUGUUCUUCCUUGUCGAUUCAAUAAUACAGUGCUGUCGCAAUCAGAAAGGAGGAGUUGGCGAUGCCUAUCCUUCUCUUAUCCAAGCAGUCCUGCCACGAAUACUAUAUGCUUCCGCACCACCUGGCAAUUCCGCAUGGGAGAAUCGAAGGCAGUGUCUUAAGGUUUUGAAACUCUGGCUUGAGAGGAAAACUCUUUCGGAAUACAUCAUUCGUCAUCAUAUUAAAGAGCUUGAAGUUCUUAAUGAGGCAUCAUUUGGAACCUCUCGCCGUCCUUCUGGGACGGAGAGAGCUCUGAAUGACCCUUUGCGGGAUAAUGAAGGAAUGCUUGUAGAUGAGUAUGGAAGCAAUACUGGUUUUCAUCUUCCAAAUUUAAUUUGCACAAAACUGCUUGAUGAGGAAGGAAGCUCCUCUGAGGAGAGGAGCUUUGAAGCUGUUACUCCUGAACAUGAAUCUCCGGAUGCUAAUGAGGAAGGGGCUUCUCAAUUGCAUGGCUCGAAGCAUCGACUUGUGGUUGAAGAAGUGAAUGGUGACCUUGAGAUGGAGGAUGUAGCCCCAUCAUCUGAAGCUGAAACUAGCUCUGCUUGCCAGCCAGAUCUAACUGAUGCUAGGUGUACAACUAAUCAAAAUCUCGAUUCUGUUCCUCCCUUGCCUGAUGACAAACCUCCAACACCUCCACCUUUGCCGUCAUCUCCGCCACCUGUACCGCGUCCGUCCUGUCCUGUUUUUCAGGGUUCACAGGUUCAAGGAGCAUUGCACGUGACAGCUGAUCGAGUUGAACGAGAUCCUUUGAGAAAUAUUCAAGAUCAACUCCCCCAUUCUGUUGCAAACAGUGGAGGUAACAUGGGUCCUUCUGUAGUUCCAUUGCAGCCUCCAGCACCAUAUUCUUCUAGGUGUGCAGGGCAUUCAAAUCCAAUAAUUCCACCACCACCGCUGCCUCCACCUCCUGUUGCACCAUUCCAUCCUCCCGGACCCCAUGGAAAUUUUGGGCAUCCAGUACCACACCAUGGAAAUAAUUAUCACCAACCACCAUCAGGACCACCACCGAAUAAUGCAUACCAUUUGCAGCCACAACCUCCACAUCCACCAGUUCCAAACCAGUUCCCAUAUAGGCCACCUGAACCCCAACAAAGAACACAACCUUGGAAUUGUAAUCCUUGCUAUCCUGAGAGAUAUGCGUACAAUGGACAAGACAGAGGACACCAUCCUUACGAUAGGAGACAUCACUUUGAUGAUAGAGGGCGACACUUUGAUGAUGGAGGGCAUUACUUCAAUAAUGGAGCGCAUCACUUUGAUGAUAGAGGGCAUCACUUCGAUGACAGAGCAGUUAGGGGACAAAUGCACCAUGAAGGUGUUGAUAGAGGAGGGUUUCCUCCGUACUUUGGACCAGAACCCCCAUUUCUGGACCAUUUUGAAGCCUCAUCUACCCACCGUGGGCGACCAUCGGACCCUCCACCAGGUCCAUGCUCUGGGUGGUCGAUGCCGCCUAGGAGAUCCAAGUACCCUCCUGCCUCCAGACAUUCUAUGGAGCCUCCGGUUUCCCAUGAAGGAGGUUGGAGGAGGCACGGAAGACAUAAUAAUGAUAGAUAUCAUAGAUGACUGGAGCUUUGUAUCUCAUUUACUCAUAACCAUGCUGAGCCUCGUCCAUGAUUGGCAGUACAUGGUUACCGGAGACUGGGAUAAUUUCUGACUAUUCAAUGGUUAUAGAUUUUGUUUUUCGUUCUUUUCGUCCUUGGUGAGCCGUGGAGAGAUCUUCAGCAUCUUCAUUCGCGGACGGGCUUAGCAUGAAAUCUCUUAGCAAACGAAGAGAUGGAACCAGCCCCUGUUGUACAUAUGUAUCUCACCAUUCUUCUGCAAACGCAGAAACGGAAGGUACACCCCAAUUGUGCGAAGAGCUGCCCUGUAUCAGUUUAGUUAGACCAUAGACUAUGUUGUUAGUCUAACAAUUUACCGUGCCAUUGAGAAAUCCUUCUGUAGUUCAAACCGUCUUUUUAAAUGGCUUACUGAAACAGUCAACAGAGCAUGUGGUAAUAAUCUAGAAUGCUUUUGCCCUCGUA
Molecule: messenger RNA, 4942 nt
Organism: Brachypodium distachyon (stiff brome)
Lineage: Eukaryota; Viridiplantae; Streptophyta; Magnoliopsida; Poales; Poaceae
Product: protein HUA2-LIKE 2
Exons: 13
Coding region: 195-4484 (1429 amino acids)
Biological process (GO): regulation of transcription by RNA polymerase II
Cellular component (GO): nucleus
Molecular function (GO): double-stranded DNA binding; transcription coregulator activity
Source: RefSeq, a predicted model, not a curated record